AUGUCAUGGACAAGGUGGCUCGGUUUGUUCAGCAUCGGUAUUCGGCAGCAUCUCGGCUUGGGCGCAUCGACGCUGCUGGCUGCGAUGAUAUCACCGCUGAUUUGGGGCCUUUUUCUGUACUCCCUAUACCUGGUGUACGCCGGCGUCACGACGAAUGAGUCCCUCAAAUGGUCAGAAUGGAAGGAGGACACCCGGGACGGAUAUGCCUUCGCCCGGCCUCUGCCCACCAACAGGCAGAUUGCCGGCGAACCUACAUGGACAAGAUGGCCAAAGCUGCCGGCAACGAUCAUGGUCACCACCGACGACGCCGAGCCACCUCUACCGGAACAACAGUGUCCAGGCGUGGGCGAGUGGGAACGACCCCGGAGCUUGCGCGAUGUCGCGAACGUCUACGACAUUGGGUUUUGGGGAAACUUGAAGGAUGUUUUCCUUGCUGGCAACUAUCGUGGGAGCGAAAAUGGUGAACCACCGUCAGAGCGCAAGCGAUACGACAAGAGGACCGCCAAUGGUGGGAGGUACCCGCCUUAA
Molecule: messenger RNA, 528 nt
Organism: Emericellopsis cladophorae
Lineage: Eukaryota; Fungi; Ascomycota; Sordariomycetes; Hypocreales; Bionectriaceae
Product: Palmitoyltransferase-like protein
Exons: 1
Coding region: 1-528 (175 amino acids)
Source: RefSeq, a predicted model, not a curated record